UUAGUCGAAUUUCGUUAUUUCACGUUUAAAGUUCGUACGUGCGCUGAACGGACGGACUGCUACGACCGGAGUGUUGUGUUGUGAGUGCGAAAGCGUAAAAUCGGCCAGGCGGAUACAUAUGCACUUCCCCCAAACGCAAAAAAAAAAAAAUUUUCAAAAUAUAUACGAGAAAGUCAACACAAUCGCCUAUUUUUUAAGUCGUUUUCGAGUGAUCCUUGUGCUUUAUCAAAAUUAGACUGAGUUUAAAACAAAGUAUACAUGUGAAACAAAAUUAGCUCAGUAAAUAGCAAACUUUUGGAUAACCCCACGUUCCCGGAACCAUCUAAUAACGUACGUGCCUCAUCAUAAAACGCGCCCUCAACGAGGCAUUCGAGCGAAACCACUAACCAAAAACGGCCAAGCCAAAGAAAUAAAUAAAGUACAUACAUACCUAUGUAUAUCUAACAAAAGGAAAACCCAUAAAUGAAUACAUUGUAAAAGCCCAUGCGUGAAUCAAACGUAAAUAUUGUAGAUGCAAGCCAGCAAAGAAAGUAGUGUGUAAAUUCUUUUUUACACACAUAUGUAUCGUGUACACAUAUAAAUAAUAAAUACCGCUGAGGCAAUUAUAAUACUUAAUGAAUUUAUUGCACAAUUAAAGCGAAGCCAGCAUAUCACAACAACAAAUUAAUAUGCCGCUGGCGUGAAAGUCACAACUCGACGCAUGAGAAAUCCCCCCUGCGCCACAGCACUGAAUUAUUAAUGAAAUCGAAUUACAAACAAAGCCCAGCAAGCAUCAGCAAUAACGAUUGCGAAUCGAAAUCGGAAUAAAUAAUAAAAAGAGGAAAAAUAAAAAAUAAACACAAUAAUAAAUUAUCAUAAAUAAGUACUCACAUCAACGAGAACCGCGAAACGUGGACGGCUUAAUCAGCGAAAAGUCAGGCAGCUGGAAAAUAUUUCAAGCAAGGCGCAGGCGCCGCUUUUCACACGAGUUGGCAGCACACGCCACAUAAAUUGGCACUUACCGUUAAGCGCACUGCCGUACUUUGCGGUCGGGACAAAAGCAACAACCACUCAACACCUCCACCGAACCACCAAAGAAAAGCCGUCAAAGUGGAUUUAACAAAUUAUAAUAAAAUGCUGCAAUCCAGCAAUCAUCAUUAUUUAAGACCGGAUUAUAUGACAGCUGCAGCUGCCCCAACAGCGCAGCUGGACAACAAAAGCAGUCCGUUGGCGCUAUUGGCCCAAACAUGCAGCGCCAUCGGGGCGGAUACCACAAACCCCAAGCUGCUGGCGGCGAACAUCGAGAAGUCCACAAAGCAACUGCAGCACCACCCAAAGGGCUCGAGUGGAUCGGGUGGAUCCGGCUCCUUUGGCCUCAGCCAGCAGGCAUCAAUGGAUGGCAGUGCACGCGAUAAAUCCUCACCGGUUAGCAGUCAUUCAUCCAGCGUUAGCACCGGUUCCGUGGAGCAGCAGCAAUUGCCCCCCGCCCAUGGCAGCAGCAGCAGCAGCAAACCGACACCGACCACAUUUAAGCCCUACGAGCCGAACAACAACAUCAGCAAUAUAACCACAGCCGCCGAUUGCGGCGCCACAAAUCUCAGUAGCAACAACACCAGUGCCCAGCAGCGGGUUAAGACCCCCAAAUCGAUGACGAACGGCGGUGGCCAGCGUUGCGACUCGAACCAAAGUGCCAGCUCGCAGCACCGGGAAUCGCCGACAGCAGCCGGCUCACUGAGAAGGACCCCCACCUCGGGCCUGGCUGGUGGUGUGAUGCAGCAUAAUGGCAGUCCCGGCCUGCCGCCAACCGCCUCCACCACGCCCGGUCGCAGCAACUCCAAAGAGUCGGCCGCCAUGCACAGUCCCAGUGCAGCGGCAGCGGCAGCGGCGGCGGCUGCCCAAAUCGCCAGCUCGAAUCGCCUGCAGGAAGCCGCCCUCGCCGCCGCCAAGGAGGCCAACUAUGUGAAGGCUCUGCACGCGGCCAGCCAGCAAGGAUCCGCCUCAGCAGCAGCAGCUGCUGCAUCCUAUUAUCCACCCGGUUACGGCAGCCCCUAUUCCAUGGACUUGAUGACCGCCAGCUCGUUGAUGUCGCCACACCACGCCAUGUUCAAGGCGUCGGCGAUGAAUCCGUAUCUGAACUACGCCCGAAUGAAGGGGCUGACGGAGCAGUCGAUGAUGGCGGCCACGCCGAAUGUGUGCCGCGAUCCCUAUUGCACCGGAUGUCCGGCCAGUCCGCACUACAUAAACAAGGCGGCAGGUCAGCCGUGUCCGGCGGGAUGUCCGCAGUGCGAGGGAGGUGGAGGCGGCGGAGGUGGUUCAUCCAAAUCCAGCGGAAGCCAAGGCGGAUCGGGUGGUUCAUCGAGUGCGGCAGCAGCGGCGGCGGCGGCAGCUGCCUCCUCGUACCACGCCCAGUUGGCCGCCCUGGCCGCUGCCUCCCAGAUGCCGUACGUCUGCUCGUGGAUCGGCAGCGAUGCCGCGUACUGUGGCAAGCGAUUCGGCACCUCCGACGACCUGUUCCAGCAUCUGCGCACCCAUACGGCCUCCGUUCCGGACGCAGUACUGAGUGCAGCGGCCGCCGGCGGUAUACCGCCCAAUCAUCCGCUUUUCCAGCGCACCUAUCCCACCCCGCCGCUGAGUCCGCUGUCGGCGGCCCGUUAUCAUCCGUACGGUAAGCCAUCGAUGCUGCCGCCCUCGUUGGCGCCACCCGGAAUGCCCGGACUGCCGCCACAUCCGGCGCUGGCCCAAUAUUUUGCACCGUACUCGUUAUACGGUCCCAGGAUGGGAUCUUCGCAUCCGUAGUAGGCGGCUGAUUGAAUCGCAGCACAAUGCGAAAGUUCGGCCUUCAGUCAAACCCAUCAUUUCUCUUGAGUCGUCGUCGUAUCUCUAUGUGUUUUUUGGUGUAUAUGUAUGACUCACUCGUGAAACGAAAAGCUAGUGAUCUAAUGUACUGUAGUUACAUACAAAUGUGUUUACAAUUUAGCUUAAGGAGUCUAGCGUCUAGAUAUACAUACAUACAUAUAUGUAUCUAAUAUCGAUGAUAUAUUACAUUAGUGCAGCACAUCAAAUAUCGCUCGUCCUUGUGUGUCUGUGUGUGUUUUGUGGUUGCUACUAAACGCAAACGGUAAUUUUAAUUUAAUUUAUUCUAUUCAAGCGAUUACGAUUACGGAAUUAACGAAAUGAAAAGAUUGUCCAAAAACUAAAAGUUGUAAAAUUCUUGUAAAAUAUAUGAGUAACUGCUUAUAAUUAAUUCUAUACAUAUGCCUAAACAUAAAUGUGUAAUUAUGAACAAUAUUUUAAUGUUCAAUUAAGUCACUACAAAGAAAUCAAUAAAUCAAAGAAAAUUAAAUACC
This is a messenger RNA of Drosophila melanogaster (fruit fly), 3326 nucleotides long. It is a transcript of the gene elB, whose product is annotated as elbow B. The transcript is spliced from 3 exons. The coding region runs from base 1114 to 2775 and encodes 553 amino acids. The record is from RefSeq and is marked reviewed. NCBI's taxonomy places the organism in Eukaryota, Metazoa, Arthropoda, Insecta, Diptera, Drosophilidae.